This is a messenger RNA of Impatiens glandulifera, 1115 nucleotides long. RefSeq names its product MADS-box protein JOINTLESS. The transcript has 9 exons. Gene Ontology annotation, cellular component: nucleus. NCBI's taxonomy places the organism in Eukaryota, Viridiplantae, Streptophyta, Magnoliopsida, Ericales, Balsaminaceae. Gene Ontology annotation, molecular function: protein dimerization activity; DNA-binding transcription factor activity, RNA polymerase II-specific; RNA polymerase II cis-regulatory region sequence-specific DNA binding. The record is from RefSeq and is a predicted model, not a curated record. Bases 227 to 937 code for a protein of 236 amino acids. Gene Ontology annotation, biological process: positive regulation of transcription by RNA polymerase II.
UUUUGCUCUCUUUAUCCUUUCUUUCCCUACAACAAACAAACAUAUCUGAUCUAUCUAGGGUUUCCCAGUCACAUUCUUCUCUUAUUUUUGGCAAAAAUACCUCCAUCAUUUCCAUAUGUCUGUCCCCUUAUGAACCUUUACUCCAUGUAAAUCUUACACAAAUAUAGAAACCCAAACCCUCAAUUUCUGACAACACACCCCCCAUUUCAUUUAUGUAUAUAGAUAGAUGGUGAGGGAAAAGAUUCAGAUCAAGAAGAUCGAUAAUGCUACUUCCAGACAGGUCACCUUCUCGAAAAGGAGAAGGGGUCUCUUGAAGAAGGCAGAGGAACUUUCGAUUCUAUGCGAUGCAGAUGUUGCUCUCAUAAUCUUCUCUUCAACCGGAAAACUCUUUGAGUAUUCCAAUUCCAGUAUGAAGGAAAUACUUGAAAGGCAUAAGUUACAUGCAAAAAAUCUAAAAAACUUGGAACAACCAUGUCUUGAUCUUCAGCUUGCAGAGGAUGAUAAGUAUACCGCGUUAAGCAAGGAAAUUGCAGAACAAAGUCAGCAGUUGAGGCAGAUGAGAGGGGAAGAGCUCCAAGGUUUAACUAUUGAAGAACUACAACAGCUAGAGAAAUCUCUUGAAGCCGGAUUAACUAAUGUGAUUGACAAAAAGGGUGAGAAGAUUAUGAAGGAGAUAAACAAACUUCAAAAAAAGGGAAUGCAACUUAUGGAAGAAAAUGAGCGGUUAAGACAACAAGUGAUUGAGAAAACAAACGGCGGCAGUGGUCGUUGGGGGGUAAUAAGAAGUACUGAUUCAGAAAACAUGGUUUGCGAGGAAGGAUUGUCGUCGGAAUCAGUAACCAAUAAUAAUAUUUGGAACUUAACUGGUGGAGGAGGACCUCCUCCUCCUCAAGACUAUGAGAGCUCAGACACUUCUCUGAAGCUGGGAUUACCAUGAAUAAAAAAGAUGGAGAAAGUAAGAUGUUUACUUUAAUGGAAUGGAAUGGAAUGGAAGUACAAGAAACUAAUAGUUGAAUGUAUGUAAACUAUGAAUGUAUGUAAAGUGUUGUUGUAGCUAGCUUGCUAAUUAUUAAGUAACUUUGUUUGUCUUUUGAAUCUAAAACAGCUUUUCAAGU